Molecule: messenger RNA, 648 nt
Organism: Oikopleura dioica
Lineage: Eukaryota; Metazoa; Chordata; Appendicularia; Copelata; Oikopleuridae
Source: the annotation of a GenBank genome assembly
AUGCCGCGAUCAUUUUGUGCAAGUUCCGUGAGUGGAUAUGAGAGUGAAAGCUACUUAUCUGAAGAAACAGAGAACACUGUCACUGUGAAUAUAGAAACAUUGGGGCGAAUUGCCGAAUUAGAGGACGAGAAUCAAAAAUUGAGCAAAAAAGUUUGCUUUCUCAUGGCGAAAACUAACGAGGGAGAAUUCGAAAGAAAGGAAAAUGCAGAGAUGAUAGAAGAACACAGACGGAAAAUAGCAGCACUGGAGAAGAAGUUGGAGGCUCUUGACAACAGUAUUGACUCGCAAGAACUGAAUAUGAAAGCUCAGGAUGAUGCGAGAGAGUUGAGGGAAGAGGAAUAUGAGCAGUUGCGGGAAGAGGUCACGAAGAAUUCAAGAAGAAUCAAAGAGCUCGAGCGAGAGACGCGGACUUUUGUUGUAAAAGGGCCAAGAAAAAUCUGCAUCCCGCUCGAGCGAUCGAAGAAGAUCGCGGAAAACAAGCUUGAAAGGAUUAACGAGCUUCCAUCACCUGCAGCUACUCCGCCUGAGACUCCUACAGUCUCUCCAGCUGCUACUCCGCCCGAAUCUCCUACUGUCUCCCCGUGUGCUACUCCUCCUGAUUCUCCUCUUCCCUCUUCUUCUAGUCUUCCUUAUUUUGGCUUAUAUUAA